Manis pentadactyla (Chinese pangolin) is the source of this 732-nucleotide messenger RNA. RefSeq names its product histone H2B type 1-L. Gene Ontology annotation, cellular component: nucleosome. NCBI's taxonomy places the organism in Eukaryota, Metazoa, Chordata, Mammalia, Pholidota, Manidae. Bases 162 to 542 code for a protein of 126 amino acids. The transcript is spliced from 2 exons. The record is from RefSeq and is a predicted model, not a curated record. Gene Ontology annotation, molecular function: DNA binding; structural constituent of chromatin; protein heterodimerization activity.
UCAGAGCUAACUUCUGACGUCAUCCAAAAGGUGACCAAUCAUAUGCAGGUCUUUAACUCAUCAUCUAUUUGCAUAAGCGGUUCUAUAUAAAAUGGACCUGUCGGGCUCUGCUUGUGCCACUUUGUCCUUGUUACUGUAGUAGGUAGUUUGCGUUUUCCACUAUGCCUGAACUCGCAAAGUCCGCUCCGGCACCCAAGAAGGGCUCCAAGAAGGCGGUGACUAAAGCGCAAAAGAAAGAUGGCAAGAAGCGCAAGCGCAGCCGCAAGGAGAGCUACUCUGUGUACGUGUACAAGGUACUCAAGCAGGUCCACCCGGACACCGGCAUCUCGUCCAAAGCCAUGGGCAUUAUGAACUCAUUCGUCAACGACAUCUUCGAGCGCAUCGCGGGCGAGGCGUCGCGCCUGGCUCAUUACAACAAGCGCUCGACCAUCACCUCCAGGGAGAUCCAGACAGCCGUGCGCCUGCUGCUCCCCGGAGAACUGGCCAAGCAUGCGGUGUCUGAGGGCACCAAGGCAGUCACCAAGUACACCAGCGCCAAGUAAAUUUGCCAAGAACUUUACAUCUAAAGGGGCUCGGCCAUCAGUUCUGAUAACCAUAAGGUUAGAAGCAAAUUCAAAUACUUCGGAUCACCAGUUGGACAAAGGAUUGAACUCUUCCCGGGUGCCGACGUUAGCGGGCAAUUUGAAUUUGCCCAGAGAAUGCCCGCCCUCCCUCUUCGCUUCCUGAUUGGUU